UUAAAUCUGAAAGUGCAUCCUUCCUCAUCACAACUGAUACAGAUGGUUCUGGAGAUGGCACAACUGACUUAACUGAAGACUCAGUCUUCACUACAACUGUUUUCCCUUCAAAGUUGAGUUCAGAGUCACCAUCAGUUACUGCAUCACAGGAAUCCAAAACAGGUGCUUCUUCCUCGGCCACUGUUACAAUUGCUUCAUCACUUUACAGUACUGACAAUCCAACUUCAUUGUCAUCUAAAACACAAGAGACUGUUACCAUGAGUCAGACAGAGGAAGAUUCAGUGAAUCCUGAAAAGAGUUCUGCCUCCCCAACAACUGAUGCAUCAAUCAAAGACACUGCAUCUCCUUCUGUUUCAUCGCUGUUCAGCACAGAGACGCCAACAGGACUGCCAGUUAGGGACCAAGACAGUGCUGUCACUGAUCAGACUGCAAAGCCCUCGGAUCAGGAUGAUGGUUUUUCUUCCACCACUGCAACACAGGGAGAAGGAUCAGGUGACCAAACUCCAGACAUGUUCACUUCAUCCUCCUUUGUCCCUGAUACAUCGUCUUUAUUCAGCACUGUGUCCCCAACAGCACAAUCUCCUCAAACAAAAGAAAGUCUUGGAACAGAUCAGACAAAAUUACCAUCACUUUCAGCAGAACCGCCAGUUUCUACAGUCCCUGAUGAGGUAAUAAGCUCAAGAACAGUGGCACCAAGUUUGCCUUCUUUCAUAUCAUCAACCAUUCAGGGUAUUGAUGAUGACGAUAUUGUCAGUGAAGUUACAAUGGUUGAGUCUAGUCCGCCCAUCAUAGCAUCAACAAUUAAAUCUGAAACAUCAUCCUUCCUCAUCACAACUGAUACAGAUAGUUCUGGAGAUGGCACAACUGACUUUACUGAAGACUCAGUCUUCACUACAACUGUUUCCCCUUCAAACCUGAGUUCAGGGUCUACAUCAGUUACUGCAUCACAGGAAUCCAAAACAGGUGCUUCUUCAUCAGCCACUGUUACAAUUGCUUCAUCACUUUACAGUACUGACAAACCAACAUCAUUAUCAUCUAAAACACAAGCGACCGUUACCAUGAGUCAGACAGAGGGUGAUUCAGUGACGCCUGAAAAGAGUUCUGCCUCCCCAACAACUGAUGGAGAAAGUUCAAGUGAACAGACAACUAAUGCAUCAGUCAAAGACACUGCAUCUCCUUCUGUUUCAUCGCUGUUCAGCACAGAGAAGCCAACAGCACUGCCAGUUAGGGACCAAGGCAGUGCUGUCACUGAUCAGACUACAAAGCCUUCAUAUCAGACUGAUGAUUUUUCCUCCACCACUGCAACACAGGGAGAAGGAUCUGGUGACCAAACACCAGAAAUGUUCACUUCAUCCUCUUUUGUCCCUGAUCCAUCAUCUUCAUUUAGCACUCUGACCCCAACAGCACCAUCACCUGGAUCAAUAGAACAUCUUGCAACAGAUCAGACAACAAUAUCAUCACCUUCAGGAGAACCACUGGAUUCUACAGUCUUUGAUGAGUCAUUGAGGAGCCAGAUAACAAUGACUGCAACUGCAGCUCCGGCUGCUUCAUCACUCAGCACGGAGAAGACUACAGGAUUGUCUGGUGUUGCCACUUUCCCUGUUUCCACACAAAGUACAAAGUGCACUGCUACUGUCACAAGUAUUCCCUCUACAUUUGGAACUUUACAACCCUUGGCAAUCCCCAGUGUCACCUUAGUGGAUACACCUACUUUCAUUGACAUGGAGGCCUCUGGCUCUGGUGCAGAAGAUUUGGAGUCAAGUACAGAUGGUUCCGGUGAAGAGUUACCAGCUGAAAGUACCGCACAACCCCAGGGUGGAUUUAGAUUUGUAACAGAUGAGACUGAAAAAGAUGAGCCCGAGAGUCCAUCUGAUAUCUUAAGUACUGCAUCCUCAAAUUACUCAAGCACAGGUACUAUUGAAGGAUUGUCAUCAACCCAAAAUCCACACAUGACAGGCACUGACAUUUACAUCAGUAAGGAGACUUUUAUGGAGGAUAAGACUUCAAGUGAUGGCUUAUUUGAUGUUUCUACUACAUUUGUACCAGUAACAAGUCCACCUCUGAUGUCCAUUACUGUAGAAACUACCAUGCAAACCGCAGUGCCUGUCAGUGAUGUUGCUGCCCCAGAGGAGCAAAUGAAAAAUGCAUCAGUUGACAAUGCCAAUGCACAAGCACUCACUGGUACUCCAGCUUCUUCUCUAUAUAGCACAGAAAAGACUACAGCAAUGUUUCUAGAAAUCCACACAUCAACAGCUCUAAGCAGUUCAGCUGAUAUAUUCUCUGAGACAUCUUCAGUGUUACCAUCAGCUGUUGACAACACAGGGAUUCCAGAUACUGAAAGGAGUACAGCAUCUCCAUCGUUCAGUGUCGAGACACCUUUAACACCAAUAACGUCUGUCACAGUGAAGCCAAAUUUCACAACAUUAACUGUCAUACCUGCCCAGCCAACAGGCACAUUACUUACAACUGAUAAAUCAACUACUUUGACAGACGAGGAGGCUUCUGGUGACCAAACCACUGUGAUAUUUACUUCAAACCCAUCAGUGAUUAAGAGUGUUACAUUUGGUGAAGCAACAGGUGAAACUGAAACCCUUAUUUCAGUCACACCAGACUUUCAUGAACAGGUUUCCUCACAGGUGUCUGAAAUCACUUCUGGUACCUUCAUCAUGUCUGAAACAACUCAGCCACCUGCAUUAAGUCCUGGGAAGGUUGAAGGGUCUGUAGGUGAACAUAUAACGCAGACCUUAACAUCUUUGUCCUCUCAUACAACUGAAGACUCAGCUAGUGAUCACUCUACAUCUGACUUCACCACGCUUAGCUCUCGCAGUGAAAAGCCAGAUGAACUCACACCAAUGUCCACUCCAAUUCCCUCCAUUAUAUAUCAGAGCAUUACAGACCAACAGGUCGUGAUAAUCACUCCCAGUAGCAGCAAACCCAAGACUGACCUAACUGAACAAACCCCUACCAUGGUCUUGCAUAUGUCUAAACCAUCGACCAGCACAGCCGUCAUAUUCACAGAGGAUGCCACAGAUGAAGAGGAGCUGUUCUCUGCAGUUACAGAUGGUAUGAGUGAAGGCAUCACCAUUCCUAGGCUCAUCACCAAAGACGAAAUUAUCAUUGAUGCAGAUACUAUCUCCAUUGUACCCUCUCAAGAUCACCCAACCAUCCAGACAGAAGAAGCUGGAGGCGUCACAGCAAUUACAAUGACACAAACACUGGAGAGAACAGUAGAACCAGAGGGUUCAGGAAGUGAUAGUGCCACCUUUUUCACCACUUCACCUAUAUCAUUUGUUUCAACAUCCUCUGAAUAUUCACAGCCCACUUCGAAUACAUCAGCUGUGGAACCCGUUUCUACUACUGAGACAUCAAGUGAAGAGAUGGUCACAUCAUCACUACAUUCUAUUUCAGUUACCACUCUGUCCACAAAGUCAGGCUUUGAGGAAGCAAAUGAUUUAACUACACCACAUACAGUUUUCCCUAGCGAGACUCAUACAACCACAAAUACUGACAUUACAGAUAAAACCUUAAGUUCCUCCUUUUCCGCUUCAGUCCCUGUUACACCUGUGUCAAUUGAACCUGGAACAGUUGAAACAUCCAGUGGAGAAUCUGAUGAUAAUUACACUGGUACUGAUCACUCCAAGGAAGGCUCUGGGAUGGCUACAUCAUGGACUAAUUUAGCUGUUACUGUGAGUGAAUCAGCAGUAACUGAAAAACUAGUGACAUCUACAGCGUCCUCACUGUUCAGCACUGAGAAACCCACUGUUGCACCUGACACGAUAGAUAUGGACGCAACACUCCGGUCUGGUGUAACAGCCACAUCACUGGAAGAUAGAACUCAAUUACCAAGCCAAGCACCUUUAACUAAAGAAGUUUCAACUGAUAAUCAGGGGAGCUCAAAUGAAGACAGUGAAGUCCAGGGAACCUCAACUCUUGCUGUAAUAACUUCUGAUGAAAUAGAAGUUUCUAGGGGGGCUUUUGAUGCUACAUCUAUAACUCCAGAACCUAGAGCUGAAAAGUCCACAGAACCUGAAGAAGAAACAGCAGUUGUUGAGUCAAGCUCAGCAUAUCCAUCAGAAAGUUCAAGUGAACAAGCUCAGGAAUCAGCAGUUACCAAGCAAACACAACAUACUAUGUCCUCUACUGUCUCGUCACUGUUCAGCCCUGAGACUCCAUUGGUGGCCUCCAUAUUAGUUUCCACCGAUAAAAACACUUCAUCAUCUGAGAAUGAGGAAAUCUCUGUAUCACCAGAAGCAAGUAUUAUUCCAGAGGAUGGUUCAAGUGAUGAGACAUCAAGUAUCUUUGAUUCCGACUCUGUCACUCCAUCGAUUUCAUCACAGUCUGGUACAGUUAAGAUUGAUAGCAUCACCCGAACUGAUCGGCUAGCCCCAUCUACAUAUGGUCAAACCACAGAUGUGAAGUCAGCUAAGACCUUAUUCAGUGAACCAUAUACAACACAACACCCUGCUGAGACCAGUGCCAAGUCAACAGUGAUGCCAACUUCUUUUGAGUCAGGAUCAAUGAGCUCUGAACAUGAAGACACCCAAAGUUCAGACCAAACUAGUAUGGAUCUACCCACUGCUGUUACACAGAUUUCUACAAGCUCAGAGAGUAAAGUAGCAGUUGCCACAAGCCCAGUUGACCACAUUUCCUUUGAGCCUAGUCCAGCUGUCCUUUCCACAUUAGCACCAUCACAGCCUGAUGUUACUGUCCAAUUUGCUACAACAGUUUCCCCUGUACAACGCCUAACAACCCCCCAGGAAUCAUUUGAACAAGUGAAGUCAGAGAUCACACUAACUCACCGUCCCCACACCGAUCUUUCCUCAGUGUCACUGACCACAACUCAACCCAUUUUUGAAAGUCGGGAAACAAUCCAGACUACAACUCUCCCUGUUGUGUCUUUGGUGGCUGAAGCUGUAUCCUCCUCACUUGAAGAUGGGACAGUUAAACCGACUCUGGGCCAUGUUUCAAAUGGUUCAAAUUCACCCCUUGCCACAGUUAGCAGUACUGAAAGUAGUUCAGAAGAAGAGCCAACUCAGCAACCUAUAUUAGCUGGAGAUAUUGCUGUCAUGCCUUCGUCAUCAACUCCCAUUAGUCCAUCAUCUUCCUCUAGUUCUGAGAGCAGCUCAGAAGAAAGUGUGGCCGCAGAAAGCACUAGUAAUGAGUUUGAGAACAUCACUGCUGAGCUUCCAUCAGCCCCAUCUAAAUCACCACAUGUCACUGGGACUGAAAGUAUCUCUGUCAAGCCUGACAGUGUGACAGCUGAGAUGAUGACAAAUAAUCCACAGAUUGACAGUACAGAGUCUCUGUCUCCUGACAAAAUCAAGACUGUAUUCAAGGCUGAUGCUACCUCAGCUCCAAAGGUGGAGUCAACUACUUUUGGGAACACCAAUGGGAAACAAGACCUUGAAGGAGAUGUCUCGCCUUACACUGAAAUGCCCACAAGAACCCAUGAGUCCACAACAGUGUUAGUGACUCAGGCACAAAGCCAGUCACCAUUAGUUCCAUCUGAGGCCACCUCCACAUCAUCCUUUUAUGACGAAGACCUGGACAUUGACUCAACUGCACGUCCAUCAUUUGUUGAGGUUAAACCACCGAUAAUAAGGGAGGAAGUCACCAUAAUGCCAGGUGGAAGACUCGAUUUGGGACCCACUGUUGUCGGUGAGGCUGUUGAAAUUGCAGGAACAUGUACUGAAGACAUUUGCCUGAAUGGAGGGACUUGCCACAAAGUUGGUUCUCUCCCUACUUGUAGCUGUGCUCCUGGAUACAGCGGCGCUCGCUGUGAGACAGAUGUUGAUGAGUGCCAGUCAAAUCCCUGCCGCAAUGGAGGCACAUGUGUUGACGGGCUGGCUUCCUUCACAUGUGUCUGCCUCCCAAGCUACUCCGGGCUGUUUUGUGAAGAGGACACAGAGGUGUGUGAAUAUGGCUGGCAUAAGUUCCAGGGCCACUGCUACAAGUACUUCCCCCACAGGAGAAACUGGGACACCGCAGAGAGAGAGUGUCGCAUGCAUGGGGCUCAUCUCACCAGCAUCAUCUCUCAUGAGGAGCAACUGUUUGUCAACCGUCUUGGACAGGAUUACCAGUGGAUCGGCCUGAAUGAUAAGAUGUUUGACAGCGACUUCCGCUGGACUGAUGGCAGCACCGUGCAAUAUGAAAACUGGAGGCCCAACCAGCCUGACAGCUUCUUCUCCUCCGGCGAGGACUGUGUGGUGAUGAUCUGGCACGAGGACGGUCAGUGGAACGACGUUCCUUGCAACUACCACCUCACGUUCACCUGCAAGAAGGGCACAGUGGCCUGCAGCCAGCCCCCUCUGGUGGAGAACGCGCGAACCUUUGGUCAAAAGCGCGAGCGGUACGAGAUCAACACGCUGGUGAGGUACCAGUGUCGCACAGGCUUCAUCCAGAGACACAUCCCGACUAUACGCUGCCGCGGCGACGGACAUUGGGACGUCCCUAAAAUCACCUGCAUGAACCCAUCAAGCUAUCAAAGGCCCUUCGUCAGACGACAUCAGCACAAAAGUCUCUACAGCGUGAACAACUUCAAACGGCCGGAGGAGGCCAUUAACUUUCGCCAUCAGCGCUACCGGGGGAGGAGGGACAGGACUGAACACAGGCAGAGGAGACAGUGAUUGGCGUAUAUAUAUACAUGAAUAUAUAACAUGGCCGAUGCUUGUGUGGAAAGAGGAAAGAUCAUUUCCUCUCAAAGAACUCAAAGACACCAAGAGGAUAACCUGCAGUCUUCUUGCGUGUGGGACGACGACGACGGAAUCUCGUGAAGUGCCUGUUUUUUUUUUUCAGAGAUGUUGACCGACAACGUUUUCCUACCAACGGGCAGCGUUUUCAUAAUCGCUGCCAUCGCGGAUGAAACACUUUCAGCUGGCUACUGGAAAAGCAAAGAGAGAGAGAGAAAAAAAAAUAAAAUAAAAAUCUCAGAUUAUUUUUUUUUGCUUUUUUAAAAACUGUGGACAUUUCUCAAUUUCUUCCUAUACAUUCAUGACUGUUGUGUAAAAACCGACUGUGCUAUUUCAAAUUACCACAAGUGAUCCUUAACAAAAAAAAAAAAACACAAAAAAAAACAAUGCUCUUGUGAAAUUAUAGCGCUUAUGUUAUGUAAAGAAGUCAAAUAAUAUGGGUGUGCUGUUUUUAACCUUUGACUUCUCGGAUCAAAAUGGCAUCAGUGGAGUAUUUUAUCACUUUUAAAGUCUGCUGUCAACUUUAAUCAUCAGAUGUGCAUAUAUAUAAGAAAAGAAUCAUAUUCUGAUGGUGUCAUAGUGGUAGUUAUUCAGAUUCCAUGUGAUCAGUUCAGAUUUAAAGACCGCCUUUCAUCGCCUUUGUCAUCAAUGUUUCUUUUUUUACCUCCAAAACUGAUUUUUUUAACUCGAUUUUUCUCAUUUAAGUGCCCAUCAAAACAUCCUUUAACCACGGAUCAAUAUUCAUUCAUUGAACCAAUAUUUUCUGCUCUCCACUUUCCCUCAACUGUUGCUGCUGUGCCGUAGCUCGUCGUUUGUUUUGUUUUUUUUUCCCUUCUGCACACUUAUUUCUACUGUUGUUGUUUUUUAAACUUUUCUAGUCAAAAUCAGCCAUUGAGAGAAUGUAUUUUGUGAAACACUCAAAUAGACUUGAACGUGGUAAAGGCUGUGUAAGCAGAGAGACAGGGAGAGGGAGAGAGAGAGACAUAUAAUUUAUUUUCAAGCUGCUCAUGAUGACUUGUUAAUAAGAUAUGAAGCUGUUGUCCAGCCCAGCAGUGCUUCUUCAUAUAUUAUUAUUAUUAUUAUUAUUAUUAUUCUAUGUUCAACAGGAGACCAGCGACGAUCUAAAUGAGUCACAUUUAAGAUAAUAUGAGCAAUUUAUAUGUUUGUUUUUUUCUUUUAAUGCCAACAUCAGUGGACCAAAGAAAAAUGGAGGGGGCCCCAUUGGCUGCAAUAAUGUUAUACCAAAAAAAAAUGUUUGUACAUGUGGAUGGUUGUGUGUGUCUACUGCCA
Messenger RNA from Solea senegalensis (Senegalese sole), 7979 nucleotides. Its product is annotated as versican core protein-like. The transcript is spliced from 8 exons. Bases 258 to 6626 code for a protein of 2122 amino acids. Gene Ontology annotation, molecular function: calcium ion binding; signaling receptor activity. The record is from RefSeq and is a predicted model, not a curated record. NCBI's taxonomy places the organism in Eukaryota, Metazoa, Chordata, Actinopteri, Pleuronectiformes, Soleidae.